Messenger RNA from Corylus avellana, 2533 nucleotides. NCBI's taxonomy places the organism in Eukaryota, Viridiplantae, Streptophyta, Magnoliopsida, Fagales, Betulaceae. The record is from RefSeq and is a predicted model, not a curated record.
AUGGCAGAGAAGGUGGUGGAGGUGGAAGAAGGAGCAGAGACAACACAAGUGGAAAGGAAGCUGAAAGAGCGAAAGGUAUCAUGGGCAAAGCUGCGGCGCGUAGACUCCCUCAAUUUGGAGGCCGGAAGAUUCUCUCUUUCACAAAGCCACGCCUCCAAGGUAAAUUGGAAGACAACGUUGAGUUUAGCAUUACAGAGCCUUGGGGUGGUAUAUGGGGACAUAGGGACAUCUCCGCUCUAUGCGUUAUCCAGCACUUUCAACCAUGGGAUUGGCAACGUAGAGGACGUACUUGGGGUGUUGUCCCUCUUCAUUUAUACCAUAGCACUCAUACCCAUGCUUAAGUAUGUUUUCAUUGUCCUCUGGGCCAACGACAAUGGUGAUGGUGGAACAUUUGCACUAUAUUCUUUGGUAUGCAGGUAUGCAAAGGUAAGCUUAAUUCCAAAUCACCAGCCAGAGGACACGGAGCUGUCCAACUACAGACUAGAAACGCCAUCCAACCAGUUGAAACGGGCUCGAAAAAUCAAAGAGAAGCUGGAGAAUAGUAAAACUGCCCAGCUUGCGCUCUUUAUUGUCACCAUCGCGGGAACUUCUAUGGUUAUUGGGGAUGGGGUACUUACUCCCUCUAUUUCGGUCCUUUCUGCGGUUAGCGGGAUCAAAUCCCUAGGCCAAGAUGCUGUUGUGGGAAUUUCAGUAGCAAUCUUGAUCCUUAUCUUUUCGGUUCAGCGAUUUGGCACUGAUAAAGUGGGCUUCGCAUUUGCCCCUGUCAUCUUAUUGUGGUUUGCCUUCAUCAGUGGCAUUGGUCUUUACAACCUUUUCAAAUAUAACUUGGGUGUCUUACGUGCUUUCAACCCAAUGUACAUUAUACAUUACUUUAAACGAAAUGGUAAGCAAGGAUGGAUUUCCCUUGGUGGAGUUUUUCUGUGCAUAACAGGUACCGAGGCCAUGUUUGCUGACCUAGGUCACUUCAACGUCCGUGCAAUUCAAAUAAGUUUCACUUGCGUUACAUUUCCUGCAUUAUUAGCUACAUAUAGCGGACAAGCAGCAUACCUCACCAAAUUCCCUCAGAAUGUGUCAGAUACUUUCUACAAGUCUGUACCAGACCCAAUAUACUGGCCAACUUUCGUUAUUGCUGUAGCCGCAACCAUUAUUGCCAGCCAAGCUAUGAUAUCUGGGGCGUUUUCAAUUAUAUCUCAGUCCCUAGCUCUAGGUUGUUUUCCAAGAGUUAAGGUUGUUCAUACAUCUGCCGAGUACGAGGGUCAGGUUUACAUUCCCGAGAUCAACUACAUGCUUAUGGUAGCUUGUGUUAUUGUCACUGCAGCCUUCAAGACCACAGAGAAGAUCGGCCAUGCAUAUGGAAUUGCCGUUGUAAGCGUAAUGGUGAUCACAACAUGUAUGAUCACUUUAAUAAUGCUAGUUAUAUGGAAGACAAGCAUAUGGUGGAUCGCUCUCUUCUUUCUAGUGUUUGGUUCCAUAGAGGUUUUGUAUCUAUCAUCUGUCCUAUACAAAUUCCCACAAGGUGGCUUCCUUCCGUUGGUUUUUGCUUUGUUCCUGAUGACAAUCAUGGGGAUUUGGCAUUAUGUACACAAGAGAAGAUACAUGUUUGAGCUCAGGAACAAGGUUUCUAGUGAUUACGUAAAAGAAUUGGCCACCAACCCAAAUAUUAGCCGAGUGCCAGGAAUAGGGCUUCUGUACUCUGAGCUUGUACAGGGCAUUCCUCCAAUAUUUCCUCACUUUAUCGCCAACAUACCAUCCAUCCAUUCUGUUCUGGUAUUUGUCUCAAUUAAGUCCAUUCCAAUUAGUAAAGUUGCAGCAGAGGAGAGGUUUCUGUUCCGACAUGUUGGGGCAAGAGACUACAGGAUGUUCCGCUGCAUUGCAAGGUAUGGUUACAACGAUGUGAUAAAGGAAGCCAAGGAUUUCGAGCUCCAAUUAGUAGACCAUUUGAAAGAAUUCAUCCGCCUCGAACAAUUCAUGCUUGAAGGAGAGACUGGGGAACAAAUGGCUGAGCCAGUCAACAUCCAGCAUUCCAGUAUAUUAGCGAAAGAUAAAAAAGCAAGAGGAUCAAGUCGAUCAACCAUCCACGUUGAAGAAUCACUAGGACAGCCUCACCCAUCUGGUGUGUCAUCAGGUUCCAUUCAGUCAUUCAAUGCGGGAAGCUUAACAAAUUCUUCUAACCGAAUUAUUUCUGCUCCGAUCCAGGGAGUUGAAGAGGAGAUGCAGUUUGUGCAGAAGCAGAUGGAGAAUGGUGUGGUUUAUCUCCUGGGAGAAGCAGAAGUGGUGGCAGAGCAGAAAUCAUCCUUGCUGAAGAAGAUAGUUGUCAACUAUGCGUAUAAUUUCUUGAGGAAAAACUUUAGGCAAGGGGGGAAAGUAAUGGCAAUUCCACGUUCGAGGCUUCUCAGGGUUGGAAUGACAUAUGAGAUAUAAGAGUGAGGAUCUCUAUGGACCACGAAUAUGUUGUUUGGAACCUGACAUUUUCGCUUUACACAUAUGUAUGUAUUCUUGUGCAGUGGUUUAUGGCAGUUUGUUUGUUAAUUUA